GAUGAAACCCCAUCCACAAUAAGAGAUUCGAAGACUAUUGGAAGAUUCGAAGAUAAUAUGUUGGAAGUUUUUGAUGAAAAUGUUGUGUCGGAUCUGAAAGAGAAAACUCAAUGGUCUACCACACCUUUUCUGCUGGAAAAAUGUGCGCGCAACACACAGCAAGAGGCUGAAAAAGGUAUUACAGAUGAAAAUUUGGCGAAUUCAGUGAUCGAUGUCUCCAACACUUUCGGCCGGGUUGAAUUUCCGUCAUAUUAUAGUAAACUUAGAUCUAUCUGGAACAAUCAAGAUGCUACAAACUAUCAUGUUAUCAAUUUAGGGGAUAAAGAUACAUUAUAUCAGACGCGUAAAUAUGUAGAGCUGUUUGAUCAGAUUAUGGAGGAAGAGAACUUGGAAGAUAUUGAUGAUGACGUAGUUGUGGAUGAAGUAGCUGGCAAUAAUCUUGUAAAUGAAAAUAAUGAAGAGACGAAAAAUAUAGAAGAUAAUGAAGAAUUUAACAAAUCAAUUGCUAAAAUGGAGGAAAUCACGCAUCAAUUGGAUGGCUUACCCGAAAAAUAUCACUACCUAUCCAACACUUUUCCUAUGUCAGCACAAUAUUAUGAUCAAUCUAAAAUGCCUGAUAUGUAUGUUUAUUGUUAA
Messenger RNA from Entrophospora candida, 636 nucleotides. The record is from the annotation of a GenBank genome assembly. Lineage: Eukaryota; Fungi; Glomeromycota; Glomeromycetes; Entrophosporales; Entrophosporaceae.